AUGGCAGCAUCAUCGUCUUCCACCAAACCAAAACUUCCUAAAUACUCUCUAGCCGAGAUCUUGUCGGCCACAAACAACUUCAGUAAAGAUCUUGAGAUUGGAAAGGGAGGUUUCGGCAAAGUGUACAAAGGUUUCAUCGAGAAAGAGAAGAGGCACGUGGCGGUGAAGAGGCGAGACCAUAAGUCCAAACAAGGCCAGCAGGAGUUUGAUAAGGAGAUUGAAACCCUGCCUCAGAUCCGCCACCACAACAUCAUUUCUCUCUUUGGCUACUGCGAUGAUCAAGAUGAGAUGAUCCUCGUCUAUGAAUACGUAUCCAACAACACACUCAAGCAUCACCUCAAACUCUCCACCUCCUCGCUCACCUGGCAUCUACGGAUCACUAUCUUGAUCGGCAUCGCUCAAGGCCUGCAUCAUCUCCAUGACUGCACUCCUGGACGCUCAAUUAUAAACCGCGACGUGAAGACCUCAAACAUCCUUCUCACUGAUGAUUUCGUGCCUAAAGUUUCGGAUUUCGGCCUAGCCAAACAUGUGGACUUCGAUAAGAGCCAUGUUAGUACGGUUCUUAAGGGCACGUUUGGGUAUAUUGAUUUAGACUAUGCUUUAAGUCAUAAGCUUACCAGGAAAAGCGAUGUACUUGCUUUUGGUGUGAUAGUGUUGGAAGUAUUGAGUGGGAAAUUAGCACUUGAUGAGAAUCGUGCUGAAGGAGAAGAGCUCCUCUCUGAUUGGGCUUUCACCAGAAAACCUCGCGAGAUUGUAGACCCGAAUGUGACUGGAAAUAUCUCCGAAGAUAGCCUCAACAUAUGUUUUGAGCUCGCUAAAAGAUGCUUGAAUCGUGAUCGAACUCAAAGGCCAAGCAUGAGUGAGGUUUUGUUCGAGCUCCAGUCUGCCCUGCGUUGCUUACACCUUCCGACAUUUACAGGAUCAACACAAGAGGAUCAUAUUAAUCAGGUUGGAUCUAUUUCACUGCUAGAAGAAGACUUUGAAGAAGAAGAAGAAGACGAGCAGAUUCAUGUUCCUUCCAUUUCAAUAGAUGAGUUGAGGUUCAUGACUGAAAAUUUUCAACGGAAUCAUUUGAUUGCUAAUGGAUCCAGAGAAAGUACUGUAUUCUAUGGAGUUCUGCGUGGAAAUGUACAGGUUGCAAUUAAAUGGAACAACAUCAAGUUGCCAGACCAAGCAUUUCUGGAACAGGUUUUUAUACAAUCGUGCCUGAAUCAUGAAAAUGUGGUGAAGCUACUUGGCUUUUGUGUGGAUGAUGAUUCCCAAAUCUUUGUGUCCGAGUUUGCUGCAAGAGGAUCCCUACAUGACAUUCUUCAUGGACGCCAACACCAGAAUGGAAGUUACUUGGUGGCAGGUCAAGCCUUGGGAUGGUCCCAAAGAAUUAAAAUUGCUGUUGAUGUUGCAGAAGGCGUAUGCUACAUUCAUGACAAACAAUUGAUUCAUCACAACAUCAAAUCCAGCAAUGUUUUGCUUUUUAACGAUGAAACUGCUAAGAUGACUGAUCUUCAUCUAUCCUCUCCUUACACAUGCAAUGACCCACAUGUUGGUCGACCAACAUGCGCACAUUAUCAUCCACCAGAAUUUCAAAGGGAGAAGAGUAGUCAUGAGGGUGAUGUUUACAGCUUUGGUAUAGUUCUACUCGAACUGUUGAAGGGUAGGAAUCCGUUUGACCCUGCGUUUCCCAUGGGAGAUAAUCUUUCGAUAUGGGCAAACCCGAUUAAAGAGAACGGGGUACGAAUGAUUUUGGAUCCUGGACUCAUGCAACCCUACCCUCUGAUGGCAAUUUUAAAGAUGGCUACAGUUGCUGCAUCCUGUCUUGCAUACGAAGCAAGUGCCCGUCCAACUAUGGACAUGGUUCUAAGAGAUCUCCGAGCCGCUUCAUGGGAAACAACAGUUUAUAACCAGAAACAUCAGCCACGGGCAACCCGCAGACCUAUUGGAAGGGAAGCUGCUCGAUUCUAGAAUGUCAACAUCUGUUUUAUGAUCGAUGAUUGGAUUCAGUUGAACAAGAUAACUUGUUGUGAGGAUCUUUUAUUACAGAUUGCAUUUCAGCUUGGCACUAGUGCAUGCUUUAACCUCUUUCAAGCCUAUCAAAGAGCCACAUUUCAAUUUGACAUAAAUCGGUUUUUGUGCUUUUUUUUUUAACUGCACAUUGUUUUCCCUUACCGGGCGUGCGAUGGCUGAUCAUCGGAGCAGCUUUAGGCUUCACUAUUUCCAUCACCGGUGAUUCUUUUGGUAGCACUAUUCUGAAGGGAACAAUAUUUAAUUUAGGAUGAA
This is a messenger RNA of Salvia hispanica, 2274 nucleotides long. RefSeq names its product putative receptor-like protein kinase At2g23200. Gene Ontology annotation, cellular component: plasma membrane; plasmodesma. Gene Ontology annotation, molecular function: transmembrane receptor protein tyrosine kinase activity; ATP binding. Gene Ontology annotation, biological process: protein autophosphorylation. NCBI's taxonomy places the organism in Eukaryota, Viridiplantae, Streptophyta, Magnoliopsida, Lamiales, Lamiaceae. The record is from RefSeq and is a predicted model, not a curated record.